Messenger RNA from Camelina sativa (false flax), 522 nucleotides. The record is from RefSeq and is a predicted model, not a curated record. Lineage: Eukaryota; Viridiplantae; Streptophyta; Magnoliopsida; Brassicales; Brassicaceae.
AUGGACGCUACUGGUGAGACAAAAUUAUUGUUGUUUGAUUCUAUUUGCUCUGAGAUUAUUGGGCAGUCUGCCCCAUCAGUUCUUGGUGGCUCAGUUGAUGAGGUUAGAGAUCCAGAAAAUUUGCCUGAUCCAGUGAAAAGUCUUAUUGGAAAGACUUAUCUCUUUCUGGUAAAUAUUAAGAAAGCAAACAUAUUUGAUGGUAAAGACAACUAUAAGGUCUCCAAAGUCCUCUUGAAAGAUGGCCUACUCGACAAACAACUGUUGGAAAAUUCAUCUGAGACACUAAACGCAACAUCUACAGUAUCUGGUGACCAGGGACCUCUCAUGUUAGAAUGUAGCCCGCAUACUACCGACUCUACUACUCCAUCCUCCAAGCGUAUUUACCCUGCUCAAGGAUCAAACGACAACGAUGGGGUUGGAAAACAGAAGGGUGUCUACCAUGGAAGUGUUGUGGCCAACACAGUCAUUGAGGGAAAAGAAAAGACGGUCAGAGUUAAGAUCAAGGUUGAAAAGAAGGAAUGA